UCUCGUUGAACCAUGUUCGAGUGCAAGCUUGAGCAAGCUGUUCUCUUCAAGAAGGUCGUCGCUGCUGUCCUCGACAUCGUUAAAGAGGGCAACUUCGACUUGAGCGAUGAAGGUAUCCGGGUUCAGACUAUGGACACCACCCAUGUCGCCCUGGUCCAGAUGGAACUGAAGGAGAGCGCCUUCGACGAGUUCAGAUGCGACAGAGAGAGUUGUGUUGGCAUCAACUUCGAGGCCCUCACCAAGCUGCUCAAGCUGUGCCGUGACGACGACUCAUUGUCUUUGAAGAAAGAGGAGGAUUGCGACACGGUCACUAUCACUUCCGCUGGGGAGGGUCGAGCCGUGGAGUGUGAUAUGAACUUGAUGGAUAUUGAAAACGAACAGCUUGGCGUGCCUGACUGCGAAUACUCCUGCGAGAUCAAAAUGAAAUGCUCUCAGUUCGCGAAGAUCUGCCGCGACUUGAAGGACUGUGGCGGUGAAAAUUUGAGGAUCGACUGUGAUAAGAACUCGGUGAAAUUCUCGAUGAAAUGCGACGGUCAUGUGAAGUCAUCUUCCAUCAAGUUGGAGCACGAUGUCGAGAUCACUCACUGCAAAGAGGCGGUGGACAAUUUGUGCUUCUCUCUUCGUUACCUCCUCUUGUUCACUAAUAAAGCUUGUGCACUCAGUGAUGAUGUUACACUCCGCCUCUCAGCGGAAGCUCCCCUCAUGAUUGAUUACUGUGUGGCGGACUCUCCCGAGAAAGGCUUCGUCCGUUACUUCCUGGCUCCUAAGCUGGACGAUGAGUAGCGCGGGCCGAUGAUAUGUGCACGAUAGUAUUUGAUUGCUUGCGAGAUGUUUCGCUUGCUAAAUUAA
Molecule: messenger RNA, 849 nt
Organism: Perkinsus marinus ATCC 50983
Lineage: Eukaryota; Perkinsozoa; Perkinsida; Perkinsidae
Product: proliferating cell nuclear antigen, putative
Exons: 8
Coding region: 13-783 (256 amino acids)
Biological process (GO): regulation of DNA replication; leading strand elongation
Cellular component (GO): PCNA complex
Molecular function (GO): DNA polymerase processivity factor activity; DNA binding
Source: RefSeq, a predicted model, not a curated record